This is a messenger RNA of Porites lobata, 4331 nucleotides long. The record is from the annotation of a GenBank genome assembly. NCBI's taxonomy places the organism in Eukaryota, Metazoa, Cnidaria, Anthozoa, Scleractinia, Poritidae.
AGAUGGUCAACUGAAGUGAACAAACCAGUGUUAAACAAGGGUGUUAAACAACAAUAAGCAGACAGCUUGCCGGCUGUCAAUUUACACCUAGGGAGACAAAAUGAUGACAGAAGUACCAACUAGCGAAGAGGAAUUCAGCAGUUCUAUUUCGGACACAGAGAGUGAAACAAGCCACCCAGAAAUCUGGACUGCUAACGAGAGGAAUGAACGAUCUCGAGAAACGACACCUAACUGUUCAAUGGUUUUUUUUAUCCUCGGGGUUUCUCUGACAGCACCGUUCAUCACUUUCGUUUCUGCUGCUGAAGAUGUAUUAGCAGGAACAGAUAACGCGACCGGACUUGUCAUAAUAGCGCUAACAGCGCCCUCUCUUGUAUUAAAGAUUGCGUCGCUCUGUUUCAGAGAGGUGUCCCAUGUAGCCCGAAUGUUUCUCGUGUCAGCUUUUAUUAUUGUGGGCCAGUUGUGUGCGGUUUUUAUCACACACAUUGGAGGACGUUUUGCUGGGAUUUGCCUGGUUUCUGUGGGAACGGGAAUUGGUGAAGUCAGCUUAUUUAUGCAAGCCGCUAAAAAAUUGGAAGAAGUUGCCUUGUGCUCGUUCAUAAUCGGAACUGGAGUUGGAGGAGUUUUGGGCGCUAGUUUGUAUGUAGGUAAGAUAUGUCCAGAAAAAAAAAUUAUUUCUGUUCUUUCCCUUAUUAUCUUAUUUUAAUCUUACAAUAAUACUCCCACCUUUUGUAAAGUUCUCAAUCUUCAACUAGCUAUGCUGAAUUCGAAAAAACUGCAUGAAUACUGUAUUUAACUUACUCCUCCAUGGGUUCUAUACUUAGUGGACAAAGGUACAUAACUAAAUCAACAAAUCUCUCGUUGUUAUCUUCCUUUUAACUUUUAUCUUUUUAAUAGCUAUUGAUUAGACUUGGCAACAUUUUAUUUUAUCUAUUUUAUUUUACACCAACAUUUCUUACAGUGAGUUGUGAGAAGACCUCACCACUGAACUUAAUAAAAUACAACUAAGUCAGAUAAAAUUUUGUUAAUUUUUUAAUAUGCAUAUUUCAGGCUUUCAUCCAGCGCUAAAUUUUGAAAACUUUGUAAGUUGCUUAAAAUCUGCAUUUGGGAGUCUUUUAGAGGCCUAAAACUCAAUAUUAAGUCCGCGAUGCGGUUUCUUUCAACAAACAGAUAUUUUGUCUCCUCUGGCAUGAAUUUAUAUUUUUUCCUGUUUGUAAGUGAACCGUUAAACCAACAAUACAGCCAAAUAAAGGGACUCGAGUUGUGAUAUUAAUAACAGAAGAAAGUAUAAAGACGUCAAAGCACCGUGAGAUUUUUGCCGAUUAUUAUGCCAUUAAGUGCAAAACUUACAAACUUAACUAUUUCAAAUUUUGGAUAAGCUCAGCAAUUGUUCGUUUUUAUUACUCUUUUUUAUUUUUAUUUACUUAUUUCUUAAUUCAUUUAUUUAUUUAUUUAUUAACACUAGUCUAUUUCUGAUAGAUGUAUAUGAAGUAAAUCAUACAUCUAUUUCUAUCGCCGGGUUGUUGACAAGCGGCCAAACCCCGGAACAAGUGUAAAUGCUGCAUAGAAAUCGAAAUGGACCUUCUAAUUGUUCUAGUAAAACUAUGUUAGCACUCUACUGCAACAUAAGUAAACUUUCUGGUGAAUCCCAACAAAGAACUUACCGCGAAAAGCCCGAUUUUUCUCUACGUGAGUACGUCAGCCAAUCAUAAAGCAAGAUUUGCAAGGCAUGUAAAUGGCCUAUAUCGUGUGGCACGAAAUUUUUGCGGGAGUUUAUUUUUGCGAGAUUAACGAUUUUUUGUGUUUUUCGGGAACUAAUUUUUGCGAUUAGUACAGAUUGGUUUUUGUUGGAGGAAAUUAAUUUUUGCGAUUUUCAGAAAGUACCCAGUACUGGCCAGCAUUGAUAAUACUUCCGUUAUUAUUGAGUACAUGCAACAGAAAUACAUAUUUUCAAGCAAUAAACCAGUAUUUCGUUGUUUCUGAAUGAGAGACAAGUUGUGAUUGAACAGACGCGAUUUCUUAGCACUGUAAUUUUACGUAGCGAACUUAAGUUAGAGUAUUUACUCUGGAGUAAAUUUUUGCGGUAAUUUUUAUUUGCAGGAACUUAUUUUUGCGGAUCGCUGGAAAAACCGCAAAAAUUGCAAAAAUAAGAACCCGCAAAAAAUUCGUGCCACACGGUAUGUCGAGGAUAUUGUUGUUUGAGGCCAAUUCUGUGCUUAAGUCACUACGUAGUGCCUUAAGCCAUACUCGAAAUGCUCCUGUAAACUAAAGUUAUGAAGAAGAUAUUAACUAAACAAACGUCGUCUAUCGAAGUACCGAACUAAUAAGCUCGGCUUCAGCUUCUGGGAAAGGAGCGCGGGCUCAUUUCCUGAACAGCAGCUGGUAAUAGAGCCUGGGUAGGUACUUCAUAUAUGAUUAUUAUGUACCUAAACAUACUUAUCAUAUCUUAUCAUAUGUUAUUAUUAUUAUUAUACUAUAUGAUCAUUGUGAUAAAUUACAAUAAACAGACAAGACACUGAAGUGGUGCCAUACAAAACAGGAAAAAAUAUUCUUACCUUCUACUCUUAGUUUCGAAUUCUUUUCUCAGGCACAUUCCGGAGGAGUAAAAUUCUUCUUAAAAUGAGAACUCGCACACAAUAUGUCUAUAGCCAAAGCUACAAAGACACGAAGAAAAGAGCGAAGAGCAGACCUCAAAAAGACUAAACUCUUCCACCUGUUAGCUAACGUAAACUCCACCUAGAAUGAGAUUCUUGUUGCGUCGUUAGCGUGUACAAAGUGUUUUUACUUCUCCUGAAGAAAAUGAAAGUCGGCAUUCGGGUAAACAGUCGCUAAAGAGACUUAUUUACCAAUCAGAAUUCGUUUAAUAGACUGAUAAAUCAAUCAGAAGUCGUAUCAAAUGCAGCUUUCGCCCAGCGCGGGAAAAAAAGGCGGGAAAAGCCGUGCGCUCAAAGGAAGAAUUUUUUAAAACAAAACUUAAAAGCGUUCAAUGUAGACUCAUUCCACUUCGCUUGAUUGCUUUAUAGUUGCCAAAUUUUCUCUUAACACUUAAUGGUUGUAAACUUAUUCCUUGUCACUACUCGUGUCUUGUAUUUUGACUCGCCCUAAAGGCUGGCCAAAAUACAGCGUGACUCUUAAAAAUAUCUAACGAUACUACAAGUGCACACUAAACCGUCCAAGAAGUGAGUUUACGUAACAGGACGGCAGGAAGAAGAGAACGGCAAAACGCUCGUGUGUGACAAACGCGACAGGGCUAUUACUUGCGUGUUUUGUCGUGAUCUUCACUUACAUUAAUGCUUUCUGGUCUUUUACAAAAAGACCCGUUUAAAGAAGGAUGAAGUUCGGCGGAAAAGUUUUUGAAGCAAAAUUAUUGUCACGCUUGUCACACUUUCGCCGUCUUCUUUCCUCUCCCGUCCUGUUGCGUAAGCUCACUUUUUAUUGCUGAUUUGGCAAGAUAUAGAAUCAAUUCUCAUUGGUGAAUCUGUUUAAUUUUCACAGGGUUAACAGUCUGGGCGACUGUGGAUCCAAGAACCGCCAUUAUAGUAUCCGCAAUAUGGCCGCCAAUAUUUCUCUUUACAUUCGUUGCGUCGCGGGGAAAUCUUCAUCUCUUCCGCUACUCCCAAACUGCCGAAUCCUUUCCUAAGAUACAACAACGCAAGUUUGAAAUAGACUGUCGCUUAUCGCCACGCUGGAAAGAGCGACUUAGAACCGUGUGGAACUCAUCUCAUCAUAUGCUAAUGUUGUUCUUAGUUUAUUUUAGCGAGUAUAUUAUUCUCUCAGCGAUUCUUUCCACACUUAUCUUUGAGGGCGCAGGGGUGGGUCCGGAAUUUGUUCCCCGGGGACAUUUUGAACACUACGUCCUGAGCACCAUGGUAGGCGAGUUCCUGGGACGAACAUUCAUUUCCAUGCUCCGCGCUGUCUCUCCUGGAUUCUUCUUUAAUUCAGGCCCAGUCCUGGCACUUUUACCUCUUGCUGAGACGAUCUUUCUUACACUGGCAACCUGGUAUCAACUCGUUUCCCAAGUAUGGGUCAUUUGGUUGUUGUGCUUUAUCCUGGGUACGGCUUGUGGAAUGAUUUUCUCCAACUCGUAUCACAUCAUCGCACGAAGGUUCAUCUCGCAUCACGUGAUAUUCAGUAUCACUCUGACGUCAAUACUAGAAACCGCUGGCAUUCUGACAGCAGGAUUACUCGGAAUUCACGUAGAGAAGACUUUAAAAGAACAUUGCUUGCACCACUUCGGCAAUAAAUCUGACUGCCUUACCCGAAGCAUGGAUUCGUCAUUUUGGGAAUAUGGAAACAGAUUUAAUUCCGAUGGGAAAACUGCCCUUAUUCUAUGA